Eutrema salsugineum is the source of this 1035-nucleotide messenger RNA. RefSeq names its product RING-H2 finger protein ATL64. Bases 51 to 776 code for a protein of 241 amino acids. Gene Ontology annotation, biological process: protein ubiquitination. The record is from RefSeq and is a predicted model, not a curated record. NCBI's taxonomy places the organism in Eukaryota, Viridiplantae, Streptophyta, Magnoliopsida, Brassicales, Brassicaceae. The transcript has a single exon.
GCAACCCACUCUCUCUCUAGUCUCUCUAGUCUCUCUAGUCUCUCGACGAUAUGGGAAUCGGAGAAGAAAGCAGCAAGCCAAUGUGGGAGAGUGUGAGCCACGCGCCUCCAGGCUACGCCCUCAACGGCAAAAUCAUGCUCUCCUCCGUAAUCAUCCUCUUCGUCGCCGUGAUUCUGAUCCUCUGCUUCCACAGCUACGCCAGAUGGUUAUUCCGCCGUCAAAACCGUCGCAUUCGCCGCCGGAUUCGUGCUCACCUCCGCUCUCUCUCCGCCUCCACCAUCUCCUCCUCCUCCGUAUCCCCUCUCGAUCCGGCGGUUCUCGAGAAGAUCCCGAUCUUCGUUUACUCGUCGGAGGAGACUCAUCAAGAAGAGGAGUGCUCCGUCUGCUUGUCGGAGUUCGAGGAAGACGACAAAGGCCUUAUUCUACCGAAAUGUGGCCACGCCUUUCACGUCGAUUGCAUCGAUACUUGGUUCCGUUCCAGAUCCACUUGCCCGCUUUGCAGAGCUCCGGUUCAGCCCCUUAACCCCUCCAAUCCACCCGAACCAGCCGAUCCGGUUAAACCGAUCGAGGACAUAGAAACCGGAAGUUCCUCUUCCUCCUCUUCCUCUUCUUCUUCUUCGCCGUUGAGAUUUCCGAUGGAGGCGUGUGAGAGAGAACCGAUCGAUCUAGUCGGUGUCACAGUGGAGAUGCCCAACGUUUUUGAUCCGGUUCAAAUUAACGGAUCUAAAAUUCCGGUUCAUCCAGUUUUAUCUUUGAAACGACUGUGGAGCAUCUAAAAUACGGAAUACGUACACUGAUUGGGUUUUAUAUUGAUUUUUUUUUUUUACCAAAACCGCACCAAACGCGGUGGCACCAAUGCCAGACCACGUGGCUACGAGAGCGUCUGAGACAGACUAUGGAAAUUUUCCAUCACCAAAAAUUUGCUACAAAAGAAGCUCAUUUGUUUGUUAUUCGAUUAAUUAGUCUCUAGUCUCUUUAAUGAACUCCGAAAAUAUUGUAUUAUACGGUUGUGAAUAUUAUUAUAUGAGAGAAUAG